Laetiporus sulphureus 93-53 is the source of this 2640-nucleotide messenger RNA. RefSeq lists its product as uncharacterized. The transcript is spliced from 9 exons. The coding region runs from base 1 to 2640 and encodes 879 amino acids. NCBI's taxonomy places the organism in Eukaryota, Fungi, Basidiomycota, Agaricomycetes, Polyporales, Laetiporaceae. Gene Ontology annotation, molecular function: RNA polymerase II CTD heptapeptide repeat phosphatase activity. The record is from RefSeq and is a predicted model, not a curated record. Gene Ontology annotation, cellular component: nucleus.
AUGUCGGCCCCCACCGAAUUGUUUCUCCCUCCCGAGCUCCCUUAUCCCAUCAAAAUUACCGCGCAUUUCGUGGAUACUGCCGACACUGUCUCUCGCGGCACUCGUCUGCUCGACUAUUCAUAUAACCACGUCGGUCCUGAUGGACGAGCGGAGGUCCGUUAUGGGACGUGGGACUCAUCAAUAGAAGGCUCCGUGGAGAAGUGGGGAUUCAAGACUGGUGAGGUCGUGUCUGCUCGCAAAGCCAGGGAGAUUCCUGCGGUGUAUAUCACCGAACCAUGCAAACAUAGCGUGCAGCUCGGUGGCCUAUGCUGCUUAUGUGGGAAGGACAUGACAGUCUAUGACUACACUGGCUUUUCCGACACGACUCGUGCAUCAAUCCAGAUGACCCAUCUCGCGAACGGGCCCACAGUGUCACUAGAAGAAGCGCAGCGCAUAGAGCAGGAGACUGCGGAACAUCUGCUCAAGUCACGCAAACUAUCAUUGAUAGUUGAUCUCGAUCAGACCAUUGUCCACGCCACAGUCGACCCUACUGUAGGGGAGUGGAUCGCUGAGGGCGAGGCAUGGGAGGCGCGACAAGCAAAGAAGGCUGCGGAAGCGCAGAAGAAUGAGGAAAGUGCGGAGGAGAUGAGUACCGACACUGAUGACGAGGUCAACCCCAACUGGGAAGCUCUGAAGGAUGUCAAGAGAUUCAGGUUGGGGCCCGAAGCGCUCGGCCAGCCGUCUCUGAGAGGAUUCAGAGGGAAGGGGAAAGAGAAGGCCAUAGAGAUGGAGGGCUGCAUGUACUACAUCAAGCCUCGUCCGGGUUGGAAGGAGUUCUUGGAGGCCAUGGCGACCAAGUAUGAAAUGCAUGUGUAUACGAUGGGUACACGCGCAUAUGCGGAGGAAGUGUGCGCCGCCAUUGACCCAGAGGGCAAGAUGUUCGGUGGACGGUUGCUCAGUCGAGACGAGAGUGGCAGCUUGACACAGAAGAGUCUGCAACGGUUGUUUCCCUGCGAUCAGUCCAUGGUCGUGAUCAUAGACGACAGAGCGGAUGUGUGGGAAUGGAGUCCAAAUCUUGUGAAAGUGAUACCUUAUGACUUCUUUGUCGGAAUUGGCGACAUCAACUCCGCAUUCUUGCCCAAGUUGGACGCAUUGACUACCACGCCCCCUGCAGGACCCUCAAUCGUUACUCACACGACGGAACAACCUUCUACAGUGCCUCCGACGCAACAACCAGAGAAGGAGCCAACACCGUCCCCUUCUCCCACACCGACUCCUCCGCCUCAAACGCCCCCAGUUGCUUCGUCCUUGCCAGUUGAAGGCCUCUCCGCCGAAGAGAUCGCUAAGAACGAGAUCCUAAUGCAGAACACAAUAGCGCUGGAGGCGCAGGUGGAGGAGCGGCCUUUGGCGAAGAAGCAGGAGGAGCUACAGGAAGCAUCAGCCGCUGCGAGCGAUGAGACCGAGGAGACCGGUGAGACUACGACGGCCGCGGCAGCCGGUGGGCCUGUGACUGUCACUGCCGGGCAGCACAAGAAGGAGAAGGCACCGCGCAAGGCGUUGCUGAAGAACGAUGACAGGGAACUGGAGCGUGUGCAGAAGAUCCUCGAGGAAGUUCACCAGCGGUUCUAUGACGAGUACGACGCGCGCCCGCCAGAUCACCGGAAAGGGGCAAAGAUCAAGCCAAAGAAGCGGACAGAGCAUGUGCCGUACGAUGUAAGGUUAAUCAUUCCGAGGAUGCGGAUGGACGUGCUAGACGGCGUUCAUAUCCUAUUCUCUAGUGUCAUCCCUCUCGACACGCGACCGGAGGCUACUGAGAUUUGGAAGACGGCCCAUGCAUUUGGCGCUCAGUGUUAUGCCGAGUUGUCGAACCGAGUCACGCAUGUCGUUGCAGCAAAGCGUGGAACGCAGAAGGUUGACGCUGCUCGACGACAAGGCGGGAUCAAGAUCGUCUGGCUCUCGUGGUUCACCGACUCGGUCGCGCUGUGGCAGCGGCAAGACGAGACACCGUACCUGCUGGAGCCGGGCACCCCGCCGCAAGCGAGCGCUGCGAGUCCUCCUUCGGAUGCUCACCAGAUUUCUUCUGAUGCUGAACCGGGCGCAGAUGAAUGGGGCGAGACGCCUGCGGGCGGGCUCGAGCUCGAUGAGGUCGACUGGCAGGAGGUCAAUGACGAGGUCGAGGCAGCGAUGAACGAGAGUGACGAGGAUGGCGCGAGCGAGCAGGGCGGGACGCGCAGUGGGAACGCGUCCGAGGACGAGGGCUCGUGGACGGAAGAAUCGAUGAGCGUCGUCAGUCCAACAUCAUCUCCUAAGGAGAAGCGAAAACGAUUGCGGAGUCAGACGCCAUCUGACAGCAGCGAGCAGAACGGGGCGCUUAGUGCUGAUACUGAUGAGCUUCGGUCGCAGCUUGCCAAGCGCAGAAAGAUUGCUGCCGAGCGAUCGGGCACAUCGAAACUCAAGGAGGCUAUCACAGCCGCUGAUCUCGUUGGCGAGGAUGCCGAGCAAAAAGACGCGGAAAACGAAGCUGCCGAGAGAGCGACGACACCGGACAACACGAACACGGACUCGUCGGAUUCGUCUGAUGACGAGAGCGAUGAUGAAUCUGAUGAGGCGAUGGAUGAGGAGGACUGGCUCGCCGGAGAGAUGGAGGAGGAGAUGGGAUAG